CACAACAAAAAAAAGGAGGUUAGCAACGCCUCCGCACGGGUAAAAAGUUCUGGUGCUAAGAAGACCGUAGCUAGGAAAAAAACUACCACCAAGUAUAGGUCGUGCCUCAGGACAUUUCUAGAGAUGACCGAUAUACCGACCGGAGGUGUUCGGACCCUACAUAUGGAGGUAGGGAUUUUCGGCUUUGAUUACGACCAAAUGAUUGGUAAUGAAGACUUCAUGCAAGUUUUUAGUCAUGAAGAAAUCGGCGUCAACGUUGUCAAUACAUAUAUUAGGUUUUUGUAUGACAAAUUGAUGCGCCCCAAUGGUUUGGACGUGUCAUUCGGAUUCUUAGCACCCGCGACCGUCAACUUAGUUUUAAUCUUAAAUAGACCGGAUACCGUGACGGAGUACGUUCUUCGGAUCCUCAUGGACAAUAAAGAUGCGGAGAAGUUGUUUUUUAUACCGUUUAAUACCGGUGGACAUUGGUUGUUGCUCGCAAUCAAUCCUAUCCGAGAAAUUGUGUAUUAUCUUGACUCGUUAGGAAAUGAUUGGACAACAUACCCGGAUAUGAAGGUCCUAAUUGACACCGUCCUACAAGCUUUUCGGGCCCAACGAGUUAUCCAAACCUCAAGGAGGGGAAGUUUUUCACAAGAUUAA
This is a messenger RNA of Lathyrus oleraceus (garden pea), 639 nucleotides long. RefSeq lists its product as uncharacterized. The transcript is spliced from 5 exons. NCBI's taxonomy places the organism in Eukaryota, Viridiplantae, Streptophyta, Magnoliopsida, Fabales, Fabaceae. The record is from RefSeq and is a predicted model, not a curated record. Bases 124 to 639 code for a protein of 171 amino acids. Gene Ontology annotation, biological process: proteolysis. Gene Ontology annotation, molecular function: cysteine-type peptidase activity.